Molecule: messenger RNA, 1332 nt
Organism: Penicillium crustosum
Lineage: Eukaryota; Fungi; Ascomycota; Eurotiomycetes; Eurotiales; Aspergillaceae
Exons: 4
Coding region: 1-1332 (443 amino acids)
Source: RefSeq, a predicted model, not a curated record
AUGCCAACCGAAGAAGAACGCGCAAUGCACGUGCGAGUCACAAAGCCAAGCGUCUCUUUCCUACCGGAGACUGAAACAUCCAAGACCGUGACAUAUGACCUCCAUCACGGUGACUUGCUUCCUGUGUAUGACUACGUCUCCCAGGAAUACAUGAUGACCGGCGUUGCUGUUGCCAACUCGUACUGCACACGCCUUAUUCUUCGUUGCCCUACCGAUCCUGGUAAAUUCUCUGGUCUUGUCAUCAUGGAACCAUCUCACCUAUGGGGUGGAACAACUAUCUGGCGUCUCAUUAAUCGGUGGCUGAUGCGUAAUGGACAUGCCUGGCUGGAGGUUGAUUCCCAGGCUCCCGCUGCAAUUGACCAGAUCAAAAAAGUUGAUCCCGAACGCUACAAAAACAUGCACUUUAUCCCCUGCCGGACCCUAGAGGAGUUUUCCAGCAACAUACCCUCGUUCUCUAACGCAGAUGAGCUGUGGAACAAUUACAGGAUCUUCAAGGAAAGAUGGUGGGCCGCAACCUUGCAGUCUCCGGAGAUUCUCGUUGCUGCCUCACAUGCCUUGAGAUCGGGACAGCUGGGUAUGAAGGCCCAACGCGUCGUACUGACUGGUCUUUCCCAGACUGCAGACUUGAUAAGAAAGUUCAUCGUUGAGUCUCUUCAUCUCCGACUUCCUAACGGAUGCGCCCCAUUUGAGGGAUUCAUGCCAUGCCAAUGCGAUGGCGGUAACCCACUUCCAGACAUGCGCGAUGCAAAAGUCAUUGAGGUGCUAGGUGAAUUCGAGCUCGUUUACAUCAAGACACUCUACGGCGGAAGUGAAAGCCCCCUCAUCGCCGUGCUGAUAGUAGUCGCCGGCAUGUCCCAUCGCGAGACUCGAUACCUCUCUAUGGCUGAUAAGAAGCGUUUGUCAGUUGUUGAUCUGGAAGGUGCGCAGUGGAGCACUUUUGCCAAUUCCUUCCUUUACCAUGCCCUCUUCGAUGCUAUGAACAAAUGGAUUACGACCGGUGUAGCUCCCCCGCGAGGUACCACAAUUGAUGUCGACAAAUUCGGAAACAUCGAGCGAGACGAGUACGGAAAUGCGCUGGCUGGGGUCAGAACUGUUCAUAUAGACGUGCCUACUGCCAGAAUCGUCGAUGUUACCCCUCAGCCGCAUCCGCAUUGGCACACUGGCACCGAGGCCCCUUUCAAAGAUGUCAAACUGUGGGCGAUCUACAAAACGGUAGCCAACUAUCGACGUCAGGCGGGAGAAGCCAUCAACCGGCAGCUUGAAGCCGGAUUUCUGUUGCCUGAGGAUGCCGAGGUUCUGCGUCGCGAUACGGUUGAGCAGGUCUCCUUUUAG